This is a messenger RNA of Nematocida minor, 657 nucleotides long. Its product is annotated as large subunit ribosomal protein L10Ae. Gene Ontology annotation, biological process: translation. Gene Ontology annotation, cellular component: large ribosomal subunit. Lineage: Eukaryota; Fungi; Microsporidia. The transcript has a single exon. The record is from RefSeq and is a predicted model, not a curated record. The coding region runs from base 1 to 657 and encodes 218 amino acids. Gene Ontology annotation, molecular function: RNA binding; structural constituent of ribosome.
AUGGGUUCAAAAGCGUUUGAAGCAGAAGCUAUUAUUCCAGCAUUGGAGAAGAUCAUUGAAGGAGUAAAACCAAAGAGAGCUGAGGCAGGAGAGACAAUCGAAGUAAGAGUUGGAAUUAAAGGGUACGACCCAGCAAGAGACAAAAGAUUCAGAGGAGAGGUAACCCUCCCCUUCAGCAAGAGAAAGGAAGAGAAAAUCCUUGUGCUGGCUGACAUCCAUCUGGCAAACGCCCUCGAGGGAUCAGACAUUCCCUUCAUUUCAUACGACGAGUACAAGGGAAAGACUCCAGAGGGAAAGAAGAGAAGAAAGAAGCUGAUAAAGCAGUACCACUCGUUCAUAUCAGUGCCCUCUCUCUACAAAGUGUUCGAGCCUCUGCUGUUCACCGGAAAGAAGAAGCCCGUCUACAUGAUUAAAAACAUAAACGAGAUAAAGAACUAUUACGAAGAUGUAAAGAGAAAGGUGCAGCUGAAUCUAAAGGCAGAUUUGCUGAUUGGCUUCCCCGUUGGAACCACCAAAAUGGACUCAAACGAGGUAUCGCAGAACAUCUCAACGGCUAUGAUCGCGCUUAUUGGACUGCUUAAAAAGGGAGUGCAGAACAUACGGUCAGUUGACAUCAAAUCAACGCAAGGAAAGCCUAUUAGAUACUUCCCAUUCUAA